AACGUGAAGAGUCGCAUUGACGAAAAUCGACCCGUCGGCGAUGCCGCCGCCAGAACAACAGCUGCCGCGCGUGUGCUUUGACGAUGAGUACCGCGUCCGCGUGCUCGAGCUGGACAAGUUUGUGCACACACAGGAACUCGAAGGCGAAAGUAACCAGUUCGUCACAAAAAUGGAAGAUUUCCACACGACGGUGAAAGGAGUGCUCGAGGUCAUGGAGGCACAGGCAAAGCGUAUCGAGAUCGAGAAACUCAAGGCCAUUGGACAGCGCAACCGUGUGGACAAUGAAGUCGAGAAUCGCAACCGACAAAAGAUCAUGCUGGAAGUCUUGAUCAAGGAGAAACAGACAGAACUCGAGAGGUACUGCCAGCAAUACGCGUCGCUCACCAAGGUUGAGGACGAGCAACAGCAGCUCAUGGACAAGCUCAGCAACAACGAAGCAUGAUGUCCAUGUCGCUUUGUCUGUCGGGGAAAGACCAAACACUGGCUUUUAUACCCAAUACAUAUCGAUCCCUUCGUGUUCAUCUGCACGGCCUUGACCUGCGA
Molecule: messenger RNA, 543 nt
Organism: Aphanomyces invadans
Lineage: Eukaryota; Oomycota; Saprolegniomycetes; Saprolegniales; Verrucalvaceae
Exons: 4
Coding region: 41-442 (133 amino acids)
Source: RefSeq, a predicted model, not a curated record